UUCAGUGUCUGUUGCAUCGUUGUGGUCUCUGCGGAAGCAGUACUUUGAAAAAUGGCGGACGAAAACGAGGAUCAAUGGUUAUACGGCGAUUCCGUUGAUGAAAAAGAUGGUUUCCAUGAGAAUCCUGACAGUCAACCCGCCGAAAAUGAGGCGAUUUUUAAUCCUAAGGAAGAGCCGCCCUACCAACAGAACGAGGAUGCUCAAGAUGGUAUGGAAGAUCAACAACAUGAAAUGCAGCAGUCGGUGGAAGACGGAGGUGAUACAGGUACUGGGCAAGAUGAUUACGAUCAGGACCAAGAGAACGAUCAAGAACAGCAACAGCAGCGAAGCCAGGAAGAGAACUCCAUGACCAAUGAAAUGCAAGAAAAUGGCACAAAUGAUAGUCAGAAUCACGAAGAUGGAGAGAGAUCAGACUCUGACUCAGACGAUGAUGUACAUGUCGUUAUUGGUGAUAUCAAGUCAGCUCCAGCUCAGUACAGUGGUCUGAAUAUCAAACGUACGGGCAAUUUGAUUACUUCUUCAACGGGAGGACCAGAGAAGUCAAAACAACAGCCUGGAAAAUUUAGUAUUGAUGAGUUUGAAACUAUGGGGAGUAUCAAUGGCAUACCAGCUCAUGAAUACAACCUUGAUACACUCGAAGAUAAGCCAUGGAGACAACCAGGAGCUGACAUCACAGAUUAUUUCAAUUAUGGUUUCAAUGAAGAGACAUGGCGGGCAUAUUGUGAGCGGCAGAAGCGCAUGAGAAGCGAGUCAGGUGCUGGUCUGAUACUCAACUCAGGUACUGGUGGACCUGGAGGUGUACCUGGUGGACCUCCAGGAUCAAGGAUACCACAAGUCACCAUAACAAAUUACAAUAGCAAGUACUCUGGUGUAACAGGGCCGAAGAGAGCAGGCCCACCACCUGGACGUAAGAUGGCAGGAACAAUAGAUGUCAUUGGUAGCUCAGGCUUAGGAUCAAGGAGAGGUAGCGAAAAGUCACCACCAAAAGAGAAUGUAAUUCAAGUAAUGACUGGUGAUAGGAGAGAAUAUUCUCGUAAGCAAACUGCAGCAUUCCCUGAUAUGAGUGUACCACCUCCUGGUCCACCUUUACCAGCUUCUUUCGACAUGCCUCCACCUGGUUAUCCAGAACCAGCUCCUUACUUUGUUCCGGAGCCUGAUCCCUAUUAUCACAACAGCUACGAACCUACACAAGACAGGGCUUGGGGUGACAAUCCCUCUUGGCAGUCAGCAAGUGUCAACAUUUCGCUGGCGGGUGGUGAUGAUAAAGAUCACAAAUCGAUGGUGCCACCGUCGAUGCCUCCAAUGAUGCGAGAAGGAAGGGACCGAGACAGAGAUAGAGAGCGAGACAGAGGCAGAGAUCGCGACAGAGACUACGAAGAGUCGAUGAUGCGCGAUCGGGACAGAGAACGUGAUCGGGACCGUGAUAGAGACAGAGACAAGGAAUCAAGGCGAGAAGAGAGAGACAUAGAGUCCUCAGCGAGAGACGAAGAGCGUGAACGUGACAGAUCACGAUCACAAUAUAGACACAAAGAGAGUCGUCACCGGCAUCGCUCUAGGUCAAAGUCCAGGCGUCACAGGUCACGAUCAAGGAGUCAAAGCAGGCGUAAAAAGAAGUCAAGACGCUCGGAGAGAGAAAGAUCCAAGGAGGAAAGUGAAUGAAAUGUACAGUUAUCAGUUACAAUUUUUUUCUUUUGUACGCGCAUUUGUAACCGAAAAAAAACGAGUAUUGACUCAUAGCUGAUUAUUUUUAACUUUAUUUAUAGAAGAAAUAAUGAAUGUUAGUUCAUCCGACUACAUGCUGUCGCAGACUCACCGUUGUUUCAUAUGUUUAUAUAAAAACUUUACCUUCUUGUAGUUGUAAGUUAAUUAAGUUAUACGUGAUUUACACAGUGAUACUGUGGUAGGUGAUCCUGUAAUUUGUAAAUAAGCGCAGAACAAUUAUGAAGUAAUCACUUUUCCAAUAAAUAUCAUUGGACACUGAUGAAAGUCUUGAACUUCAAUUUUUUCACUUUUAUAAUUAGUUUUAGUUAGUUUUUAAGAGAUCUCUAAUCCUGCGUACAGUAGUCUGCGUACUACUCUAGAGGUUCUUUUUUUGCAGAGCUUCUUAAUAAGAGUUUGCAUGUUAGUUUAUAACUUUAUGGAGUACAAUAAAAAGAAAUAAAAAUAA
Molecule: messenger RNA, 2167 nt
Organism: Phymastichus coffea
Lineage: Eukaryota; Metazoa; Arthropoda; Insecta; Hymenoptera; Eulophidae
Gene: Fip1
Product: pre-mRNA 3'-end-processing factor FIP1
Exons: 4
Coding region: 52-1659 (535 amino acids)
Cellular component (GO): mRNA cleavage and polyadenylation specificity factor complex
Molecular function (GO): RNA binding
Source: RefSeq, a predicted model, not a curated record